AUGGGGGCGAGGAUCGCGGCCCCCGGAGUUGACGGCAUCCUAGUCCGAGAAUUUUCACUGGCCCUGGAGAUGUGUGGCGAACGAGUGCGGCGGCUUUUCGACAGCUGCCUGAGGACCGGUUGCUUCGCGGUGUGUUGGAAGAGGGCGAGAGUCGUCCUGACCCCCAAACCGGGGAAGCAGCCGGGCUCUCCUAACGCAUACAUGCCGAUAUGCCUGCUCGACGUGGCGGGCAAGAUUUUCGAGCGCAUUCUAGCUACCCGCUUCCAAGGGCAAUUAGCGAACGCAGGUCCCGACCUCAGCGUCAGCAAUUUCCGAUUCCGGCAGGGUCGAUUGACGAUGGACGCGGUUAAGCGCAUUGGUAACCUGUCGGAGGCUGCCGUUGACCGGUGCGGUGUGGUACUGGCAGUCGGCGUGGAUAUCGCCAACGCCUUUAAUACGCCAUCCGGUAUGCUCUGUUGCACCACAGGGAUCCCCAGCACAUGA
Molecule: messenger RNA, 483 nt
Organism: Eufriesea mexicana
Lineage: Eukaryota; Metazoa; Arthropoda; Insecta; Hymenoptera; Apidae
Product: RNA-directed DNA polymerase from mobile element jockey-like
Exons: 1
Coding region: 1-483 (160 amino acids)
Source: RefSeq, a predicted model, not a curated record